Messenger RNA from Lodderomyces parapsilosis, 2427 nucleotides. RefSeq names its product snoRNA-binding rRNA-processing protein (gene NOP14). The record is from RefSeq and is a predicted model, not a curated record. NCBI's taxonomy places the organism in Eukaryota, Fungi, Ascomycota, Pichiomycetes, Serinales, Debaryomycetaceae. The transcript has a single exon. Bases 1 to 2427 code for a protein of 808 amino acids. Gene Ontology annotation, cellular component: small-subunit processome; nucleolus; Noc4p-Nop14p complex. Gene Ontology annotation, biological process: maturation of SSU-rRNA.
AUGGCAGGCUCUCAACUAAAGCAGCUCAAGUCUGCAUUAAAAGAAAAGGGCCUCAUUGGUCAAACAAACACAAACAAAAAGAAAUAUACCAAAUCGAAAACAUCAAGAAGAAAUGAAGUUGAUCGAGAUUUACGACAACAAAACUUGAAUGAGAUUAGAGAUCAAUUUAAUAAAUUCGAUCAAAGGAUAAACAGAACUAAACAUGACAUAACAAUAGCCUCUAAAGAUGGGUUUGUUAAAGUUGGUUCUAAACAACAUAAUGCAGUGACGGCUAAAAACGGUGCCAUGCAAAAGCAAAUGAAGAUGCAAUAUGAUUUGGAGAGGCAAAAGAGGGGCAGAACUGGAGGUAUUUUGGAUAAAAGAUUUGGUGAGAAUGAUUCUCAUUUGAGUCAAGAGGAGAAGAUGUUGAUGAGAUUCACCAAAGAAAGACAAGUCGCGUCUAGUGGGAAAAAGAAGGGUUUAUAUUCAUUGCAAAGCGAUGACGAAGAUGGAGAUUUUUUUGAUGCAGAAGACGAAAACGAUGAUGAUGACGAUGAUGGUGGGUUUCAAUUAACCCAUUCUGGGCAAGCAUUGUCGUUGGAUGAUGAAGAGACAAUCAAAUACGUUGAUGAGGAUCAACUUGAAGUAAAUGACGCUCCAUCACGAAAGAAAUCCAAGAAUGAAGUGAUGAAAGAAAUCAUUGCCAAAUCUAAAUAUUACAAACAACAAAGACAGCAGACAUUUGCCAAGACUCAAGACCAGAUCGAUUCAUUGGAUGAAGAUUUUGGUGACAUUAUGCAAGAUUUACAAUCGGCACAAGGAGCCAUAGCUAAACCAACAUUUCUGCAAAAGGCACCGGAAGAUAUUGAAUACGAUAAUAAAGUACGUGAAUUGACAUAUGAUAGGAGAGCUGCUCCUGCAGACAGAACCAAAACUGAUGAAGAAUUGAGACGUGAACAUGAGGAAAAAAUAAAGAAAUUGGAACAAGAUAGAUUGAAAAGAAUGGAAGGUUUUAAUGAUCGUGAAGCUGAAGCUGAUGAUUUGGAUGGUGAUGGAUUCUGGGGUGGUGAGAGUGAAGAUGAAGAGAAUGGAUUUAGCAUAAAACAAGAUGAUGAGGAAGAAGAAGAAGGGUUAGAAGAGGUAGUUGAAGGUGAGGGUAGCAACACGACGAGAUCCAAAUCAGCAAAGCUGCAACCCGUUUUGAUGCCUACUUCUGUGGAGGAAUUUGCUACUCAAAUGGAUUCCCUUGACCCUGAUCAGCAAGCUAAUCAUAUAAAGAGAGUUUGCGACGCAUAUAAGCCCAAUUUAGCCAUGGGAAAUAAGGAGAAAAUGAACCAAUUUGUUUGUAUACUCUUUGAGUACACUUUGCACCUAGUUGACCGCUUUCAACCAUUUGAUUCUGUUGUCAAAAUAUUAAAAGAUUUGGCCAAUUCAUAUAAUCAAGAAUUGGUUGAACGGAUGAGGAGUUUUCUAUCUAAUAUUGAAACAAGAAGUCAAGGAGCCACACAGUUGAACCCUAGUGAUUUAAUGUAUUUUGCCAUUGUGGCUUGGUUAUUUUCAACUUCAGAUCAUUAUCAUUUGAUUGUUACACCAAGCGUCAUUUUGAUGAAUCAAAUUUUGAGUAAUAUCAUUUAUCAUCCUCGCGAUGUGUCACAAUUAGCCCAGGGUGUUUUCAUUGUUGAUGUGUUGUUGCAAUAUCAACGAUUCUCGAAAAGAUUUGAUCCCGAAGUGGUUAAUUUUAUUGAACAUCUGGUAUUGAUGUUGAUUCCUGAACCGGAGAAAUUUGAUAAUUCGAAGCUCUUAUCACUGGCGAAUCCAUCGGUUAAAUACGACUUACUCAAAUCAACCAAGUUUACCCAAGAUCAUAUGCUUUCAAUCAAUGAUAUCUUCCACAAUGCAAACACCUCAGCAUUCAAAGCCAAACUUUUAAUCAAACUCAUUCACUUAAUGGACAAGAGCAUCAACUUGUGGCGUGAUAAAUCCUCCAUUAUUUACCUCCUAGAGUCAUACAUGUCUUUCCUCAAACAUAUCGUCAAGUACACUACAAUUGAUCCAAUACCACAACUCCUAACCAAAUUCACCAAACUCCACCACCAAGCUCACACAUCACUUAAACCAUUGACUUUACAACACCAUAAGUCAAUCGCCAUCGCCACUUUGGCACCCAAAUUUGAAGAGAAUUUCAAUCCUGAUAAGAAGUCAUAUGAUGAGAAUAAAGAUCGUCAAGAAUUGAAUAAAGUGAGACAACAAUUGAAGAAGGAAAAGAAGGCAGCAUUGAAGGAUAUUCGAUAUGAGAAUAGGUUUGUCGCCCGUGAACAAAUUGAUGAAAAGAAAAAGAUGUAUGAUGAGUAUCAUCGUAAGAUGGCUAAUAUUGUUAAUACUAUUCAAGCUGAUGAAGGUGCUGAAAAGAAUCAGUAUGAGAGGGAGAGAAAGAGGCAAAGAAGGUAA